CAGCCGAACUCGCCCCCACUUUCCUCUCGUGAGAACACGCAGGCCGAGUGCGUAGAGGGGAAGUCCCUCCUCACGCCAAAACGUCACAGACGCCAUGUCUAGCUAUCCGUACGGGCAGGGCUACCCAGGAGCUGCUGGACAGGCCCCAGGGGCACCACCAGGCAGUUAUUAUCCAGGACAUCCCCAGUAUGGAGGGGGUCUACCCCCUGGUGGGGGUUACGGAGGCCCAGCUCCUGGAGGACCCUAUGGACCGCCAUCUGGUGGAGGGGCCUAUGGACAUCCUAGCCCUGGGGGACUCCCCUCAUCGGCUCCUGGAGGUCCCUAUGGCCAGCCUGCUACGAAUCCCUAUAAUGCCCCUCAGCCAGGACCUUAUGGGCAAGGCCCAUCCGCAGGCAGCAUUCCUCCUGGUAUAGACCCCGAAGCUUACUCCUGGUUCCAGACAGUGGAUUCCGAUCACAGUGGCUACAUCUCUGUGAAGGAGCUCAAGCAAGCCUUGGUCAACUCCAAUUGGUCCACAUUCAAUGAUGAAACCUGCCUCAUGAUGAUAAACAUGUUUGACAAGACCAAAGCAGGCCGGAUCGACCUCUAUGGCUUCUCUGCCUUGUGGACCUUCAUCCAGCAAUGGAAGAACCUCUUCCAGCAAUAUGACCGGGACCACUCGGGGUCCAUCAGCUACAAUGAGCUGCAGCAAGCUCUGUCUCAGAUGGGCUACAACCUGAGCCCCCAGUUCACACAGCUCCUGCUCUCCCGAUACUGCCCACGUUCUGCCAACCCUGCCAUGCAGCUGGACCGCUUCAUCCAGGUGUGCACCCAGUUGCAGGUGCUGACUGAGGCCUUCCGGGAGAAGGAUACAAGCAUGCAGGGCAAUGUCCGGCUCAGCUUUGAGGAGUUCCUCAUCAUGACAGCCUCACAGAUGUUGUGACCUUAACACAAUGCAUGAGUUCUCCUUAGGGGCAGAGCCAGAGGGGAUGCCUGGCCUCGGAGAUCCAGGGACCUUGAAGAACCUUCCCCUGCCCCCCAAACUGGAAACAGUGGGGGGGUUUCUUCCCUCUCCUCUCCCUUCUCUCACCACUGCCCCCAAAAGAAAGUAGAGCUCCCCUUUCUUUGAGUGGUAACAUUCCCAGAAAGGAGUCUUAGAACUUGGUCGUGACUGCCACGCUGUGAGCAUGGGGAGGAGUGACCAACCCCAGAGGACCUAGGCCCUAGAGCGGGAUGGGGGGCCUGACCCUUCAGGUAGCACAGCUGUGAGUCUGCUCACCUCCAGGCCCCGGAGAUGCCAGACUCAGCCCUUUUGGCUCGAGAGUUCAGCCGACUCCGGCCUUUGGAUCCAGGCCAGGCUUGUGGCCUUUGCUGGUGGCCUACGUCAGCACUAGCUCAUCUCUCACCACCGUAUAUAUUCUCCUCACUUCCUUGUGCAUCGUUUUAUAUUAGACAUGCUUGGGUUUUCUGAACAUGACAUGGAGACCAAGACAGGGCAUUUCCCAUUGAACCCCUGCUGCCCAGCCCCCGCUGCACCCGUGUUGCUUGGGUGUCCAAGGGCAGGCGCUUUCCAGCGCACCCGUUUCACCUGCUGUUGCCAAUGCAUCUCUGUGUUGUUUUCAGUCUGUAGGGGCCAAAAGUCCAACACACCUGUAAGCUUCAAUAAAGGGGUGCUACCUCACAAGCACAUCA
This is a messenger RNA of Dromiciops gliroides (monito del monte), 1671 nucleotides long. It is a transcript of the gene PEF1, whose product is annotated as penta-EF-hand domain containing 1. Lineage: Eukaryota; Metazoa; Chordata; Mammalia; Microbiotheria; Microbiotheriidae. Bases 95 to 922 code for a protein of 275 amino acids. Gene Ontology annotation, molecular function: calcium ion binding. The transcript is spliced from 5 exons. The record is from RefSeq and is a predicted model, not a curated record. Gene Ontology annotation, biological process: COPII vesicle coat assembly.